UUUUAAUUUGAUUGAAAGAAUAUUUUACGUUCGAGUGUGAAGCAGUUCGUGUAACCUAUGUCAAAGUGGUAAAAGAUGUCGAAAACGCCCGAAUCCGAGCAGGUGCCCGAAGUUAUUGAUGGAAAAAAUAUUGCAACUUCAGGGGUCUCAGAGGAGCUUUCCUCGGAUAAUGAGAAAACAGACGAAACGAGAAGCGAUGCCAUAGUUCAGGAAGAAGCUCUGGUGAGCGCAACAGACGACAGUCAAUACCCGACGGGAUUGCGACUAGUCAUCAUUGUUGUGGCUCUGUUUCUGGCAGUCUUCUUAUACGCAAUUGAUAUGACAAUUGUUGCAACGGCCAUUCCCAAGAUUACCGAUGAUUUCCACAGUCUCGAUGAAGCCACAUGGUAUGGAUCUGCCUUUUUCAUGACGACGGCUGGUUUCCUAUCGGCAUGGGGCAAGGCAUACAAGUACUUCCCGCUAAAGCCCAGCUUCCUCCUCGCCAUGUUCAUCUUCGAAGUCGGUUCUCUCAUCUGCGGCGUUGCGCCAAACAGCAAAGCACUCAUCGUCGGACGAGCCAUUACAGGUGUUGGCGCGGCAGGUUUGGGAUCGGGCGCUUACACUAUCGUCGGUUACUCGACUACGCCUGCGAAGCGUCCUCUGCUCAUGGGUAUUAUUGGAGCAUCUUACGGAAUUGCAAGUGUUGUUGGACCUGUCAUCGGUGGUGUUCUGACUGAUCAUGCGACAUGGCGCUGGUGCUUCUACAUCAACCUCCCCAUCGGAGGAUUCUCAGCGCUCAUCAUCUUCUUCUUCUUCACGGCUCCAAAAGAAGCCCGGCCGGCUCCAGCAACUCCAUUGGAAAAGUUCCUCCAGAUGGACCCUCUCGGUAUCAUUCUCGCCAUGGCCGCAACCAUCUCCUUCAUCCUCGCAUUCCAGUACGGAGGCCAAGAGUACCCAUGGUCAAGUUCUGUUGUUGUCGGUCUUCUAGUUGGCUCUGUUGUAAUCACUAUUGCGUUUGUCGCAGUGGAAAUACUACAGACCAAGGAUGAUCGCGCAAUGAUCCCACCACGCCUCAUGAAAGAGUUUAAUAUUUGGUCGCUUUGCCUUUUCACAACUUUUAAUGCCGGCACGUUCUUCCAAGCCAUCUAUGUACUACCGAUCUACUUCCAGAGUGCAUAUGGCGUCUCCGCGACGGGUUCUGGUGUGCGCAGUUUGCCAUUCAUUGUUCCCUGGGUCAUCGCAUCUCUGGUAUCAUCUGCCGUCAUUCAAAACACUGGCAUUGCGAAGCCAUGGUUGCCGUUUGGUGCCGCGUUGGCCACUGUUGCGAGCGGCCUGUUUUACACACUUGACAUUGGAACCAGCAACGGUAAAUGGAUUGGAUUCCAGCUUCUUGCCGGCAUUGGCUGGGGCUCCAACAUUCAGAUUCCCAUGAUCACUGCUCAGGGAACGUCCAAACCCGCGGAUCUGUCUCUUAUUACUGCCAUUAUUCUUUUCUUCCAAACUGUUGGCGGUGCCCUCUUCGUCUCAGCCGCCCAAGGAUCCCUCGUUGCCAAGUUGAUCUCUGAAUUGCCUAGCAAAGCUCCUUCAGUAGAUCCAGCCAAGGUCAUCGCAGCAGGAGCGACCGGAAUUCGUGGUGUAUUCCCAGCAGAAGUCAUUCCUGGCAUUUUGGAAUCCUAUUUGGCAGGCAUCAGAGUUGCAUUCGCCAUCAUGAUUGCAGGGGCUGGUUUUGCGACCGUGACAUCCGUCAUUGGUAAGUGGAAUAAGUUGGACAAGGCAGCUGUUAAGGGUGCUGGUGGAGGAGCAUAAACAAAUCACACAACAUGUAGGAAGGGUGAAAACUAUUUGCAUCAAACGGAAUUUUGGGCUUGUGACCGGAAAAGGAAUUUUCAUUACUGCAACUGUUGAAGGUAUGUACAACAGUAACUGCUUGGCUUUACCAAAGAUGGUGUCAACAGUCGGAUUUGCGAUAUAUAUCCACGGAUAGAGAAGAACAGAAUGCCUGGGCAAUCUGUUGGUAGUAAAUCAACUAGAUGUUUAAUUAAAUACAUAGCGCUAUUUCUCCCCUCU
Molecule: messenger RNA, 2046 nt
Organism: Trichoderma asperellum CBS 433.97
Lineage: Eukaryota; Fungi; Ascomycota; Sordariomycetes; Hypocreales; Hypocreaceae
Biological process (GO): transmembrane transport
Cellular component (GO): plasma membrane
Molecular function (GO): transmembrane transporter activity
Source: RefSeq, a predicted model, not a curated record